GAUCUUGUUUAUCCUCAUCAUAAAGCCUUACUUUUAAAUCAUUUGUAUUAUCUAUUAAAACAAUUUAAAUUGAUCUAAUCUACAAAAGCAUGGAAAAUCUAUUCAAGCUUCAAGAAAAAUAUUAUUAGUCUAUGGAAGGAGUAUAUAUAUGUGCAGGGGCAGAUGUAAAUUGGUAGUGGGAUCAUGUGUCCUCGGCUAAAUUUUGAUUUUUUAAGUUAUCAACUCAAAAUCAAAUAUACCAAGAUCAAAUUUCAGGGUUAUUUCUUGGUGAACAUGAUCUGCCAUAAUCUCUUCAAAUUGAGUAAAAAAAUGUCACAUGUUCGAAUCCUCAAAUGUAGGAUCAUCUGAGUCAAAUUGAUAUUAGUUUAUACUAUUAGUUCAAACUUUACAGAAAUGCUCUAGAUUAACUCAAAAUUCAUGAUAAUGCUUUCGAUUAUACAAUUAGAAUUCCGCUCAGGUUUACAUGUUAUCGUUCUGAAAGGUACACUUGUAAUCUUUGGAAAAUUAUUUAAGUUCAAGUACGAUACAGUCUAAUGUGCAUCUUGUAUAGAUUAAUUAUUGAAGGUGAUGUGGUAUAUGUAUCUUGAUUCAAAACUAAUAUCAAAGCAAGACAUCUUAAUUAUAGACAAAAUGUGAAUUGCUUUUUAAGUGCAAUCCAAAAAGAGACCAUCGUCUUUUGAAAUUAGUUAGCAUUUUGGUUGAGUACAUAAUAUUUUGGUUGAGUACAUAAUGCCUACUCACAAUGAAAGACAAAAGCAAUCACAACUCACACGACAAUGUCAGAAACGAGAUCUUGUUUGUCCGCAUCAAUUAUCAUCAUAAAAAUUAAUUUUUAAUUAUUGUAUCAUCUAUAGAAACAAAAUGAAUAUAAAUCUAAUCUCUGAAAAAUCAUUGGUAAAUUCACGCUAUAUGUUUUCAAGAAAAUAAUUUAUUAUCCCGUGGAAGGACUACCUGUUAUAUAUCGUUCUGAAAGGUAUAGUUGUAAUAUUUAGAAGAUUAUAUAAAUUUAUAUACGAUACAAUCUAAUGUGUAUCUUGUACUGAUUAAUCUUUGAAAGUGAUGUAGUUUAUGUAUCUGGAUACAUACCAAUAUCUAGAGUGAGAAUUAUUCGAUGAAUUAAUUUGUAGGCUGGCAUCAAACAACUAUUUGGUAAACAUUAGUGAAAAAUCAUUUUUUGUGUGAUAAAAACGAUAUGCAGAGCACGGUGUAAAUAUUUUGAAAAGGAACAUAUUUCAUUUUUAUAAGUUUUUCAUGGGAAUGAUCGAUGGUCACAUAAGUCGUUCAAUAAUCUAUAUAAUACAUUCCAAGUUGAAAGUGAAGUAAUUUCUGUAGCCGUAGAGUGUCUGGUAGGUGCGUCUUAGCACUAAUCAUAGUGCAAUAAUAUUGAAUUGCAAAAGUAUUCUGUAAAUGCACUUUUAUGCAGACACGAGGAUAAAUUAAGAUGAGAAGUGACUUUCUUUUUCACCAAGACCCGUAAUCUCUGCUGAUAAUUUUUUUUAACUCUGAAAUAUUAUUAAAUCUAUCAUAAUAAGAUACAUUAUAGAUUACAAAAAUCAGCAAAAAAUAGUGAUUUCUGCGAAAAUAAUAGCCCAAAAGAAGAAGACACAAGUUAACAAUGAAAUAGAAUAAUACGAAGAAAUAAUCUUCUAUUCUCCUUUUCUUUUCCAAUGUAUAUUCGUGAUUAUUUUUUCAGAAUUUUAAUGAUAUAAUUGUACAAAUUAUGGAUUGUCGCUUAAUUUGUUUUAGGAUCUUUAUCUUAGAUGAUUAGCAACAAUAUGAUUGUCUACAGCACGUCACCACGAACGACUAUUGGCCUAUUGUUAUUUUGGUUGGAUUUAUCUUCUUUUUCCUUAGAGGUUAUAGAUUUAUACAUAACUAGUAGUAUAUAGCACAUGUUCAUUUAAAGUAAAACUGGCAUGCACUACGUUGACGUAGUGAAAAAUAAAGAUUAUAUUUACGAAUAUUUUCAUGAGUAACUACACUUUCACUGUUCCAAAUAAUCUCCUUCCUUAUUUUAAAAUGUACUUUCACCGCAGGCUCAUAGCUCGGGGAGCAGAUGAACGAAAACACAUUCACCUUUUCUUUAUUAUUUCAUUUAGGUAAUUACAAAAAGGAGCUAGGACACAUGCAUUAUUAUGCGUAUCAUGGAUGCAUGAACGAAAACAGGAAAGCUAAGGAUGUUGACGUAAAUCAAUAUAUAGUAUUUUUGGGUCCAAGCCUAUGAGCUGUAGAUAUUUGCCCCACAAUUAUAUCAGCGGUCGACGAAAAGAUAAAAAUUCUCUAAAUGGCAAUCCCCAUAUCAAAUUACAUUUAGGGUGUAUUCGCCGGCCGGAUCCUAGGCGUCACUAGUCACACUAACAGUGUAUCACUGUAAACAGGUAUUUUUGAUUUAUUUCAAAUUAUAGAAGUAUAUAGAAUGAUAUAAAAGAUCCAAAUAAUAUUAAUAAAUAUUGUAAAUUUAUCAUACAGAAAUAUUUACAUAUAUGUUUGAAUUUAUUUAGUUGUUUUAUAUAUAUCACGUGGAACUGAUUUGAAAGUAAUAUACAAGCCAUCACACUUAAAGUUAUUAUUGUAUUUGAUCAUAUGGUGGAAACAACAUGGUGUUCGGUAUAGUGGUUAAACUCUUAUAUCAACUAAUAGAAAUGUUAUAGGUUAUGUAUGUAUUCGACCUUUUCUAAUCUUUUCUCUAAUACUUCUUUUGAGAGAAAAAUGACCCACACGUCAAGACAGUCUUUGUUUACUAUUUUUCUCAUCUUCCUUCGACGUACGUUCUGUUCUCUUGUCGAUAAAUCCGAAAAGCCUCAUGACCAAGUCACUGGACCCCUUCUAAAACUCGACUUCCCUUCUUCUUUUUUCAUUAUUCUAUCAAAAAGAAACGUCAAUGUUGUUGCAACGGGAGGAUCCUCGCUUAUUCCUUGCGUCCACCAAUAAUAAAACUCUUGAGUUUUUAGGUUGAACACAAACUCUAACAAAGAAAAUGAUGAGUUCCUCUGACUCUUCUUCUGCUGAAUCUCGUCUAGCCACGGCUAAGACGGUUCUCACAACCGCGGCCUCGGUGGCUGCAACCGCAAUGCUAGCUAAAUCACUAGUCCAAGACUAUUUGCCUGACGAGGUGCACCAAUACAUCUCCUAUGGCUUCCGCAUCUUCUUUGGCUACUUCUCUUCUCAAAUGACAAUAAUCAUCGAAGAGUUUGAAGGGUUUGUCCACAACGAAGUCUUCGAGGCCGCGGAGGCCUAUCUAGCCACCAAGAUCUCUCCUUCUAACAAAAGAAUCAAAGUCAGCAAACAUGAAAAAGAAAACAACUACAACGUCACCGUGGAACGUGACGAGGAAGUUAUGGAUACCUUCAAUGGCGUCAAGUUCAGAUGGGUCCUCCAUUGCCACCAGGUUGAGUCCAAGAACUUCCACAACCCGCGGGAUCUAAACUCAACACUAAAAUCCGAAGUACGAUCAUUCGAGCUUAGCUUCCACAAGAAGUUCAAGAACAUGGCUCUUGACUCUUACUUACCCUUCAUGGUCAAAAGAGCCACGUUGGUGAAGCAAGAGAAGAAAACUCUCAAGAUCUUCACUCUUGACCCGGAGAACAUGUAUGGGACUUACUCUGACGCUUGGACCUCUGUGAUUCUUGACCACCCUUCCACCUUCAAAACGCUAGCAAUGGAUUCAGAUGCCAAGAGAAAUGUGAUGGAAGAUCUAGACCAGUUUGUGCAGCGAAGAGACUUCUAUAAAAAGGUUGGCAAAGCUUGGAAGAGAGGUUACUUGUUGUACGGUCCACCAGGUACAGGGAAGUCAAGUUUGAUAGCAGCCAUGGCUAAUCAUCUCAACUUUGAUAUAUAUGACUUAGAGUUGAGUGCGGUGAACAACAAUUCUGAGCUCCGGAGAUUGCUGAUUGCUACCGCUAACCGCUCUAUUCUUGUUGUGGAAGAUAUCGAUUGUUCCAUCGAGUUGAAAGAUAGAACAACUGAUGAACCUACUCGAGAAUCAGACGACGGUAAUGACACACGUUACAAAAAAGUGACGCUCUCUGGACUGCUAAAUUUUAUUGAUGGUCUCUGGUCAAGUUGUGGCGACGAAAGGAUAAUAGUAUUCACAACGAACUACAAAGAGAAGCUAGAUGCAGCGUUGUUGAGGCCAGGACGCAUGGACAUGCACAUCCACAUGUCGUAUUGCACGCCGAGUGCUUUCAAAGCUCUUGUUUUAAACUAUUUAGAGAUCAAUGAGCAUAAGCUUUUCAGCAAGAUCGAGGAAGGUAUUGAGGCAACACAAGUUAGUCCAGCAGAGAUAGCUGAACAACUCAUGAGGAAUGAGAAUGUUGAUAAGAUUCUUGAGGGUUUGAUUGAGUUCUUGAAAGUCAAAAAGAUCGAAAAUGAAGAUGAGGCUAAGAAGGAAGAGCAAGAAUUGGAGAACAAAGGCAGUACCACCCAAGGCAAAGAAUUGGAGGUCAAGAAAAACGUAGAGGUUGAUGACCAGCUUAUUAGAAGCGAGUAAAAUUAACUUUUGAAAUUAGAAGAUGAUUAAAUAAAUGAUGAUAUAACAUAUCAAAUUUGAUAAGUGUAUUUGAGAUGAUAUAACAUAUCAAAUUUGUAAGCAAGUCAUGGAUCUAGAUACAACGCUGCUUACACAAGAAAAGCUCCAUAGCACAUGAUGACCUUGAUUGGUAACCUGCUGAAAGGCGGGCGGAAUUGCAUCAAAAAACGCGAUUCCACAAGAAUUUUACCAAUCAGAUGAAAGUGGACGAAACCACUACCACACAGGACCACAUUUAUGGCAACGUUUUUGAGCAAACCGUUGAAAUUUUCAUGUAUCAGCAACAAUAACCAUGGUGCUUUACAUAUAGCAGCUUACAAAGUCAUGUAGCAUUUGACAGUUUGGAUAUUAUAUCGAAAUUUAAUUUCCUAAUAACAUAUGAGAAAAGAGCAAAAAGGCAAAAA
Brassica rapa (field mustard) is the source of this 4932-nucleotide messenger RNA. RefSeq names its product protein HYPER-SENSITIVITY-RELATED 4. NCBI's taxonomy places the organism in Eukaryota, Viridiplantae, Streptophyta, Magnoliopsida, Brassicales, Brassicaceae. Gene Ontology annotation, molecular function: ATP hydrolysis activity; ATP binding. The record is from RefSeq and is a predicted model, not a curated record.